ACGGUCUCUCAGAUAGAGAGGCAGAGAGACGCAGAGAGACCAAAGAGAGAGAGAGAGAGAGAGAAAGGAGGGCUGCACAGAGUUGGACUGUUUCUACUGUACUACCGUGCGUGUGUGUGAGUGUGUAUCUGGAGACUGGAGAAAAGGAAACACACCCGAAGAGGAUGAAAAAGUGACAAAAAAGCCUGAAGCAGCAUCUCUGAGCUGAACUUUGAUUCCAACCAGCAGCAGCAGAGUCGUCAGUGCUCCAUGAGCGGAAAAUCGAAAAGCAAAGAGGAUAGCUCGAAAGAGCCCCAGUUAAAGGGCAUUGUGACCAGGCUUUCCAGUAGCCAGGGCUUCCAGCUGCAGAUGCAGCCCGAUGGCACCAUUGAUGGAACCAAGGAUGAGGACAGCACAUAUGCUGUGUUCAACCUGAUUCCAGUGGGGCUUCGUGUGGUGGCAAUCCAGGGCGUCCAGACCAAACUCUACUUGGCAAUGAACAACGAUGGCUUUCUCUACACCUCUGAACAUUUUACCCCGGAGUGUAAGUUCAAGGAGUCCGUGUUCGAGAACUACUACGUCACCUACUCCUCCAUGCUGUACCGGCAGCAGGCCUCAGGCCGGGCCUGGUACCUGGGACUCAACAAGGAGGGAGGAAUCAUGAAGGGGAACCAUGUGAAGAAGAACAAGGCCGCCGCACACUUCAUACCGAAACCGCUCAAAGUGGCCAUGUACAGGGAGCCCUCCCUCCAUGACCUGACAGAACUCUCACGGUCCGGCAGUGGCACGCCGACCAAGAGUCGGAGCGCUUCGGCCCUACUUAACGGCGGCGGGAAAUCACCGAGCAACAAUGACUUAUCCUAGCCCCACACCCCUCACACACACACACACACAAUAAUGCACACAGACACAUGCGCACACACAAAUCUCAGGCGGAGAGAAGACGCCCAGCAACAAUACCUUAUUCUAGCCCCCUUAUACCCCACACAGACACACACAUACACAUGAAUACACAUCCAAGCAUACACACACACGUGGAGUCACACACAGAUCUCAGGCCGAUACGCCCACACAUCAGGCUGGUGAGGGUCAGGAGACGAGGGGAACGGAGGAGGACAGGAAGGUGUUCUUCCACUUUCACGGAGCCCGCUGUGACUGACUGUGAUGUAAAUAAAUCAAGGACAAUCAAGCCGUCUGACUCUGCUGCUGUGGUGCGCAGACGGACAGGACCUGUGGAUCUCUUCCCUUGACGACUCGUCCCACUGGGCACCCAGAAAGAACGAGGGAGGGAGAGGAGGAGGGAUGGAGGGACUCAAGUCAGUCAGUCAGUCAGUCACACAGUCCUAUAAACAGACUGUUACAGAGAACCAAAGAGUCCAAGUAUUAGCUCACAAAGUUAUCGCUACAAAAAAUGAGGCAAGUGACAAGAAAGAUCCACAGAGGGGAGGAGGAAGGUCUUUAUCUACUCUACCGUACGCUAUGUUUACACAGAGUUUAUGGGGUUAAGUCAUAUUUUUAAAAAUGGCAAUCGUAUUCCUCGUACACUUACAAGGACUGAUCAUUUGUUUGGAUGCAGGUGCGCCUGUGUGUGUGUGUGUGUGUGUGUGUGUGUGAGUGGUCAGGGUUAGCGUGCCAUGCUCUGCUCUUGCAGUGGGUGUGGGUUUGUGUGUGUGUGUGGGCAAUUGAGAGUGUGUGUGUGUGUGUGUGCACGCAUGUGUCUGGGGGGGUGGGAUUUUACCUUUUUAAGAUCUGUUGUAUAUCAGACAAAACUCCUGAGGGCUUUAGCAGGUUAAAGUAAGGUUUUACUGUAUAUGCUUCCAUGCUUACUUCUUACAAGCAAUGCUGUUGUUUAUCUUUCCGUUCGUUGUCGUUGUCCCUCGCUGUUUGUUUGUUUGUUUGUUUGUUGUUGCAUGGAAGCUUGUUGACCUCUGCUCAGUAGCAGCAUGCCGAAGGUCCUUUUUUUUCUGGUCUUACGUGUUCCUGACCAAGAGAGAACACUAGUGAGCCAAUAGUGUCAUACCACAACACUAGUGAACCAAUGUGAGGUUGUUAGAACACUACUGGACCAAUAUUAUUGCACCAGAACAUGAUUGGACCAAUGGUGUUGGACCAGAACUUUGGUGAACCAAUAGGAGCACAUACUUACGUAAUAUUUUGGUUCCUGCUUUGGACAAACUAGAAAUGCACUAAAUAAACUAUUUCUAAAGAAGUGAA
This is a messenger RNA of Limanda limanda (common dab), 2193 nucleotides long. It is a transcript of the gene fgf13b, whose product is annotated as fibroblast growth factor 13b. The transcript is spliced from 5 exons. Gene Ontology annotation, biological process: positive regulation of gene expression; regulation of cell migration; positive regulation of cell population proliferation. Gene Ontology annotation, molecular function: fibroblast growth factor receptor binding; growth factor activity. NCBI's taxonomy places the organism in Eukaryota, Metazoa, Chordata, Actinopteri, Pleuronectiformes, Pleuronectidae. Gene Ontology annotation, cellular component: cytoplasm. The record is from RefSeq and is a predicted model, not a curated record. Bases 250 to 843 code for a protein of 197 amino acids.